Molecule: messenger RNA, 1477 nt
Organism: Humulus lupulus (European hop)
Lineage: Eukaryota; Viridiplantae; Streptophyta; Magnoliopsida; Rosales; Cannabaceae
Product: cyclin-H1-1
Exons: 14
Coding region: 200-1201 (333 amino acids)
Biological process (GO): regulation of transcription by RNA polymerase II; regulation of cyclin-dependent protein serine/threonine kinase activity
Cellular component (GO): nucleus; transcription factor TFIIK complex
Molecular function (GO): cyclin-dependent protein serine/threonine kinase regulator activity
Source: RefSeq, a predicted model, not a curated record
UUCAAGGAGAAGAAAACCUCUAAAACCCCCAAAACACGCGCCACCCUCUCGCUCUGAUCGGUUAAGACCCUUCCUGUUCCGCGCAUAAGCUUCUUAUUUUGUUUUGGGUACAACUCUUCUCUAAGCUUCAACUUCUCUCUCUCUCUGUUAAAGGUUCUGAGCCGUAUCAGACUUGGUUCGUAGGAGCUUCCGAGUCGCCAUGGCCGAUUUCUAUACCUCGACUCACCGAGCCAGGUGGAUCUUCUCUCCCCAAGAGCUGGUUGACAAAUACAAAGCUGCUAACCAGAGAGCUAUUCAAACUUUGGAGAAGUAUGGAGCUACACUAAUGGAAGUAGAUGUUGAUGGAUCACUGUCUUACCCUGAGCCUCAAGUUAAAGAAAAUGCAGACAAGCAUUCUCGUUCAAAACCCCUUAAUAUUGAAGAAGAGCACUUUAUUCGAGUGUUCUAUGAGAAUAAACUCCAAGAAGUUUGUAACAACUUUCAUUUUCCUCAUAAAAUUCAGGCAACAGCUCUCAUAUAUUUCAAAAGGUUUUUUCUGCAAUGGUCAGUUAUGCAACAUCAUCCAAAAAACAUAAUGCUGACCUGUAUAUAUGCAGCAUGUAAGAUAGAAGAAAAUCAUGUAUCAGCAGAGGAGCUUGGUAAGGGGAUCUCACAGGAUCAUCAAAUGAUACUCAAUAAUGAGAUGAUAAUUUAUCAGAGUCUGGAUUUUGAUCUUAUUGUUUACGCACCAUAUCGAUCAGUUGAAGGCUUCAUUAAUGAUAUGGAGGAAUUUUGUGGAUCAGUGGAUGAUCAGCUUCAAGGGUUAAAGAAUUUGUAUGAAUCUGCAAAAAUGGAUGUUGAUAAGAUCAUGCUCACAGAUGCACCACUUCUAUUCCCUCCUGGACAGCUGGCAUUGGCUGCUUUGCGUAGUUCAAAUGGGGUGCAUAAAAUUGUAGACUUUGAGAGAUAUCUAACGAGAAUUCUCAGCCGUCAGAACACUGAACACACUAUUUCAGAGCUCAUUGAAUCUCUAAACGCGAUAGACUCUUGGGUAAAGAAAUACAAGUUUCCUUCAGAGAAGGAUCUGAAGCACAUCAAUCGGAAACUGAAGUCUUGUUGGGGUCUCAGCUCACAUGACGAUAGCAAAAAACGUGAGAAGAAAUCAAAGCACAAGUCAAAGAAGAGUUCAAUUGAGCAAACUUUACCUUCUCUAAACGAAUAGUUAACUGGCACUUGAUCUCACCCAGAAGUGGUUCCGCUGACCCGGAAAUAUUUUCAAGAAAGAAAAUGUUAUUUUAUGCAUGAAAGAUGUGAGAGUUCUGUGCUUUUUCUCUUCUGUUGUCUAUCUCUCGCUCUCACCUUGUUAUUACUUUUGAUCUUUACAUAUAUGUUCUCUACAUGUCAUGCCAUAUCUAACUUACCAUGAGAAAUUUUGCCGAGUUUUGAGAAUCAUUCUCAUAUUCAGUUAUCUAUUUAUUAUAAUCUCUUGUUUGUGCUA